AUGUCUAACUUAACAUGUGGUUCUCGAAUUGAUAUUGAGCGAUUCACCAGCUACAAUUUCAUAUUUUCUCUGAUCGUUGGAUCCUCUGCUGUGGUCUCGACGUAUGUCUCUACUGUAUUAGCUAUAUAUGCGAUUGCAAAACGCUCCAUUUUCGAGAUGUCCACCAAACUUCUUCUUUAUCAAAUUUUAUUCAAUGCGGUUUUAUAUCAAACCGCCUACCUCUAUGAGGUGAUUCAACUGUUCUACAAAGCCUUCUUCAAACUAGAUGAACCCUGUGAGCUAUUGAAAACGGAAGAGAGUUGCUUCCUGCAUUUCAACGUUUUCAUUAUUUCAACAAGCGCGAUGAUUUACGGAAAAACUGGACUAAUGUUGGAAAGAGCUUGUGCCACCUUCCUCAAGAGCUGCAACAAAUCCAUCCUCCUCAAAAUUUCAAUAGCUAUAUUCAUAUGCGUAUUCGUACUCAGUUCCCAAACUGGUUUGAUGUUGACUUGGGAUGACACUUUGAAUGGUUCUGCAUAUGCCUGUUAUAUGGUUCCAAAAAAGAGCGUCACCAGGGCCACAAGGUUUUUUGUAGUGUGUACAAUACUAAUAUUAAUGAACAUGCUCCUUUUAUGUUUAAUCGUGAGACAUAACAAGAGAUUCCAAUAUGCGAAUCGGUUCAGUGUCAAUGAACGUUUUCACAAGCAUCAAGUUAUCGAAUCAACCAUGACAAUAUGUAUUCUGAAUGCCGUCUUGUUUGUCUUGGUACUAACUUAUACAAUUGGGAUUGGGGUUCUUCUAAACAUCAAGUCAAUUCUAUCACAUUUCUGGUUCACCGCUAUUAUUUCGUGGGUAUAUACAAUCCCAUAUAUGGCACUAGCAAUUCCAGUAAUUCUCAUAGUACGUAUAAAAAUUUCACGGGCCACCAGGAUAACACUAAUUUCGGUUAUAAGUAAAACCCAGCAAACUCAAGAUGACCACAUGAAUCAGAUAAAGAAAAUGUGGGAAUGA
This is a messenger RNA of Caenorhabditis briggsae, 990 nucleotides long. NCBI's taxonomy places the organism in Eukaryota, Metazoa, Nematoda, Chromadorea, Rhabditida, Rhabditidae. Gene Ontology annotation, molecular function: olfactory receptor activity; G protein-coupled receptor activity. The coding region runs from base 1 to 990 and encodes 329 amino acids. Gene Ontology annotation, cellular component: membrane. Gene Ontology annotation, biological process: sensory perception of chemical stimulus; detection of chemical stimulus involved in sensory perception. The record is from RefSeq and is a predicted model, not a curated record. The transcript has 3 exons.